Botrytis deweyae is the source of this 225-nucleotide messenger RNA. RefSeq lists its product as uncharacterized. Bases 1 to 225 code for a protein of 74 amino acids. NCBI's taxonomy places the organism in Eukaryota, Fungi, Ascomycota, Leotiomycetes, Helotiales, Sclerotiniaceae. The transcript is spliced from 2 exons. The record is from RefSeq and is a predicted model, not a curated record.
AUGUACAUCGCCAUGACACUUUGGAAACCAAGCUAUGCACCAUCCAUGGGACCUCGACCAGUCUCAUCAGGAGAAUUGACACCAGAAAAUUAUGCGACCCGAGCAUUCCGUGAUAUUAACAGUCUCCAUGAUUUAGCCUCGGGUGACGACGGUGAUCUGAUCCUCCAACUGAAAAUAGCUUUUCGCUCAUACCCACCCAGUAUCGGUCUCGGUUCGUUUCAUUAA